Messenger RNA from Passer montanus (Eurasian tree sparrow), 2148 nucleotides. RefSeq lists its product as uncharacterized. Gene Ontology annotation, cellular component: membrane. The transcript has 3 exons. Gene Ontology annotation, biological process: immune response. The coding region runs from base 59 to 700 and encodes 213 amino acids. NCBI's taxonomy places the organism in Eukaryota, Metazoa, Chordata, Aves, Passeriformes, Passeridae. Gene Ontology annotation, molecular function: tumor necrosis factor receptor binding. The record is from RefSeq and is a predicted model, not a curated record.
GUGGCUCCUCCUCUUGGCCUUAUUAGCAUGGGCAAAUCACCAGUAUAAAAUCCUGUCCAUGUCCCGCAGUGGCAACACGGACCUCGGGAAUCCUGGCAGUGCCUUCCUCAGCCCGGUGCUCUUUGCAUCCUCAUCCUCCCCUCCAGCUGUACCCAUGUCAGGCGUCAUGGAGCCACCAGCCAUGCUGGAGGGUGGGAAUGCUCCAGAGAAGAGGAGAUCCACGUGUCUGCGGGUUGCUUUUCAUGCUCUCAUUUUUGUGUUGAUUAUUAUCUCAGCCCUGGUUCCCAUCGCCUUCUGUUUGCUCUAUCAUCAGCAGGCACCAGGGUCAUGCUGGGCACAUGGAUCUCUAAAGGAGGACUCUUCAGAAGAACCCGGAGUUUUGAUCUGGAACUGGAAAUUAGAGCACUGCAAUGGGAUUGUGCAGGGCCAAGAGCAGUACCUCAUCAUCCAGCAGAGUGGCAAAUACUUCAUCUAUGCUCAGCUCUACCGCAAGGAGACACUCAAAGAUUCUUUGACAAUGAUGCUUUACAAAAACCAAACAAUUGUCCUCAACAACGUUGUGGGAGCUGUGAAUGGCACAGUAAACUUUGCAAGACCCUUUUUCCUGCAGAAGGGAGAUAAGCUGCACUGUAAGAAAAAUGACAAAAACACAUACAGCCUGCUAGAGGAUCAGACUUACUUGGGCCUGUUUAAAAUGUAGCAGGACUGCUCUGAGUCAGCUCCUCCCUUAUUUCCUCCAGGAAACCUUAGGUCGUGGAUGAGGAAUCUGGGAUGCUUCUUUGGGUGAAAUUCAGCUUGCUGGAGUAAGCUCGUGUCCUGCAGUGACAGUGAACAGCAAACUCUGGUAAUGAUGGAUGGCUGCUGAUGGACACAAAGCAUGAGAAAAAAUGGAGGGAAAAAACCCUCAAUGCGCUGUGGGGUUGACUCUGAGAUCCUGGAAAAACAAGUCCCUAUAUUCAACCUGUUCUGAGCUGGGGAGGAGCUCUACUCUGCAGCUGGCUGCUUUUCAGAGCUGGGUACCUUGGUCAGUCCCCCGGGUCCCUUCUAACAAGAGGUGCUACAUAAAGACAAGAUAUUUUAUAUCCUUCCCGCACAACCUGCCAGUGAAGAACCGUGUCCACAGCAGAGGGACAAAAUGGUUCAGAAACAGCACAAGAAAAGCUUCUCAGCCCCCUCCACAGCCUUGGCACUAGCAAGGAAAACACGCCAGGGAAGCUCCAUCUCCACGGGCAGUUCAGAGCACGGGGAGCUGUCCAGUGAAGUUCAAGCAGGGCAAAUCCAAGGCAGCUCCAUGCCCCGGUGCAGACAGCCCCAGCACAGGGAGCUGGGAUGCAGCCCAGGCAGAUGCCAGCAGGGAUGGAUCGCUGCUGGCUGAUCCAAAGCAGCACAAAGCUGAGGCUGCUCAGUGUCAGAGAGGUUGUGGAGGAGAGCUGAAGAUAGAGGAGAGUGAGCACAGAGUGGAGACAAGAGGACGGAGGCUCGGAGAACUGUUCCCAGAAUUUUCUUUUCUCUGCUGCCUAGUGGGUGUUGCAAGCAGGGCAGGGCAGACAUGGUCCUGCUGUGAAAUGGGGAAGGGUUGAGCAUCCCCCCUCUCCGCAGACACAGCUCAGACAUCCAGCACAAAGCACUGCCAGCACCACAGCAGGGAAAUCAUGAGCCAGCAGGGAAGCAGGGCACGCUUCCCCUGCUCACUGCAGGGUCUGUCUGCUGUGCUUCCCCAAAUGAAUCACCUGCAGAUCACAGGAACACCUCAGAACCUCAGCAAAGGCCAAGUGCUCUCAGAAGAGCGGGGGGCUGCAGGACAGCCCAGCUGCCUCACAGCCUCUUUCCUCCUCUCCCUUGCCUGGGCAGGCUCUCCCUGGGGCUCUGGUUUUUGCUUUCCUGCCUCCUGGACCUUCGUGGGUGACUACUCCUACCGCUAGUCCUACCACCAUGGAUUUUCAUGGGAAAGCAAAGCAACUGAGAAGUUGGAUGGAAAGAAAUGAUUGCUUGGGGUGGACUGAGGCAGUUAGGAGUGCUAUUUGCUCUUAUACUUUUAUAUUCUAUGUAUUGUAACUUCAGAAUGUAGAGUCACGUUUUUGCAGUUUGUCUGUAGUCCUGUGUUCAGUUUCAUAUAAGGUAUUACCAAUUAAAAUUAUACUUUAGCUC